Messenger RNA from Necator americanus (New World hookworm), 1020 nucleotides. RefSeq lists its product as uncharacterized. The record is from RefSeq and is a predicted model, not a curated record. Lineage: Eukaryota; Metazoa; Nematoda; Chromadorea; Rhabditida; Ancylostomatidae. The coding region runs from base 1 to 1020 and encodes 339 amino acids. The transcript has 9 exons.
AUGAUGGUGGUGGUGAAGGGGUGGGAUGAGGGGGUUGGGCUGACGAUAUCCAGCCGCUUUGGUGGUGGUGGUGGUGGUGUGCGAGCCUCGUGUAUCGUCGUCGUCGUUCACAUCAAAACAGCCGGUUCGUACGCCCCCGUCGCUCCUCUUCACAUUCUACCACAUACAACCAUGUACUACGCUACGAUUCUACUCUUUACUAUAGUGCUACAAAAAGCGAUACCAAAAACACAUCAAAUCGUUUUCAAACGUUUCACAUCGGAUACAUGCCGUGUAAAUCCAUGUUUGAAUCAAGGAAGAUGUAUUCCCGGGAAAUUAAGUUGUCAAUGUUCACAAGGAUGGAUGGGACGAUUCUGUCAUAGAAAAUGUCGAAAUAUAUAUAAAAGUUGUGAACGUUGGGCAUUGGAAGACAAAUGUCACACAAUUCUAACUCAAACCAACUUUUUCGAUGUGAAUUGUGCUCUUGCAUGUAAUCUUUGUACACCUGAUCCGAAUUACGAUGAACCAGAUACACCUCUUGCUCCAGCUCUAGAACCUCUACAGUUCAUCCUAGGAAAAUGGUAUUCACAGGCUGCAAAAGGUCUACGAUACCCGACCGAUCUAUACGCUAAUGAAUAUGAGGAAAUUCUGGAUGUUGCUCCAUCCACUGUGCCUAUGUUUGGACCACCAUCACUUAAUUUGACAAGCACAUCAUGGUAUGAAGAUGACACUCGAGUGAUGCACGGAUUUAUAACACUUCGACCAAAUUCAUUCCCACCAGAAGUUGCUAUUUUAAGCACAAGUAAUGAAGGUUUAAAUAUGAUUGAACUUGGAACGUUAAAACAUCAUGUACUAACGUUAAAUGUAUCAUACAUGCAAGUUCAUCCAACAAUGGACAGCACAGUUUUGCCGUUAGGGGCAACCCGUCGAUUUCGAAGAGUUGGUCAAUUACUGGAAAUGACUGUAGCGAAACUUUUUCCUAACAACAAGGUUUCACAAUUCAAAAAGAUGUUCAAGAAACUAUCGGACUAUCCAAUUUAA